Messenger RNA from Trypanosoma conorhini, 1875 nucleotides. RefSeq lists its product as uncharacterized. Bases 1 to 1875 code for a protein of 624 amino acids. The record is from RefSeq and is a predicted model, not a curated record. The transcript has a single exon. Lineage: Eukaryota; Euglenozoa; Kinetoplastea; Trypanosomatida; Trypanosomatidae.
AUGCUGUGUCGGAGGUGGGCAGGAGGCUUCUUGCGGGGGCGCCACCGGCCGCGUUGCGGGUCGGCCCAUGUCCUGCAGGAGCUGAGGAAGAUUGCCAUCUUGGAGGCAAACACGGAUAAGCCGGUGCAUGCCCGUGAUAGUGCGUCGUCGUCAUUGUUAGCAUCAUCACCCUCACUGACCUCUACCUCAGGGAAGGAUACUAUCUUGCAAUCAUUGGAUAGUGUUCUCGAGGCGGCGUGUGAUCGGGUGAAGUUUUCAAGCGGCCUUCUUAGCGAGGCCACCGUGUCCAGUUCGUCAACUUUGCUUAGAGCCACUUCUUUGAGUCAUUUUUUAACAGAGUGCCGUCGAUUGAGACUGGAGAUCGGGGAGGCUCGUGACGCUAAUAACCGUCGUCGUCUUCGCGGAACCACUCGGGCAUUCUGGGCUGAGAACGUGGAUGGCGCCUUGGCCUGCUGCGCCCUGCAGGGGAGGGACUUUGGGUUCGUUGCCGGGUUUGGGCUCAUCGACGACGCCUUGCAUUUAUGCUUCUCCUCCCUGCAACUUGCACUUCAGUGCGUGGCGCGUGAAAAGAGUACCUGCCCUUGCACCAGCAUGAUGUUGGCUCUGCACUACAUGGUUCGGGAGCUGGACCACCUGGAAAAAAAAGCUAUGAAGCCUGCGGCGACACACCCCACACGACCGAAAAAGACGAGGAGUGGGCUGGAAGAAGCGACUGAAGUUAAGCCGCCUAGCGAAGGCGACAGCGACGUUGACGUUGAUGGUGCUGGUGCUGGUGCUGGUGCCACGAGCGUGGAGUUUGCGGUGCCGACAACAGAGGAAUUAAGAGCCUUUCGGCGAAGCGUUGCCACCCUCGGUGUGGAGCGUCUCCACCUCUUUUUUAUUGAGAGAGGUGAAUCUGGCCGGGUUUUGGGUUCCGCGGAAGACGCUUUGCAUGCGUUGGAGUUUUUGACCACCGUAAAGUUGGAUGACGCGAAUGAGAGUGCGCGUGCCCUCAUUGAGGAGAAAAAGCCACGCUGGUGCCAGUCCAGUGAGGUUUACCUCGUGACCUCCCUCUUUCGCCACGUUGUUCACAACGGCAAAGAGCUAAAGUUCACCUCUGUCGUUCACGCGUUUAGGCUUCUGCGCAUCUUUAUGCCUUUACUGACGCCCCCGCCACCACUACACUCCUCCUCUUCGUUGGAGCAAGAGCGAGAGCCGAAUUGCGUGCACAUGGCUGCCUCUCCUAACCCUGACUCUGCCGCCGCGCAUACCGCCACUUACGGCGCCGCGUCAAUCCUCCGUCCAAACCCGGAAUAUUCUGCCUGGCAGGCACAGCGGGAUACUGUGGACCGUAUUAUCUGGGGGCUUUUCACGACACUGCGGCGAAAGGAUGCCCGCUUUGUGAAUUCGUUCCACUUUGUGCAAAUCAUGGCGACGGUUUCACAGCUCCCGUCGUAUUUUUUGUCGCGCGUCCCUCCCCCGAGGCGUCGGGCAAUUAAAAACCUAGAGUUUUUUGCCGUAACAACAUGCAGCGGAGCUGAGCGAACGACAUCGGUGGCGGCAGGAGCAACUCGGCCCUCGAGGCCAAGAGAAGGAGGGAACCCAACAACGGCAGAAGAGAUGUGGGAGUACAUGAUUGCAAAGGCGUGCAUUUUUAUUCCGGGCUUAACCUCAGAUCAACGGCGUCGCGUGUGUCGUAACCUCCGGCUGGCUGUUCAGCGGCGGGAGGGCUACUUCGAACGCAGGGCACAUGGGGACAAAAAUCGACGGCCAACGUUGUCUGCUGUGGAGACGUUGCUGCUGCCGAUGGCACAUGAAUUGUCGCAAUACCCAAAGGACUAUGAGGCUGCCAUGUUUGAUUCCCCACCAGGAGAAAAGCAGGGGAAUGUGGUUUAG